UUUUAUUAAACAACUACACAGCAUUAUAUUUAUACAGUAAACCUACAACACAUAAAUUAAACAAAAUGCUGCGCAUUCCUGGUAUGCCCCUAUUGCCGGGCACAUUAUUUCGCGAUGUCAACAAAUCAUAUUAUCCCAAAUCGCAAGCGUUGCUCAAUUUUCGUGGCAUUAGCAUGCUAAAUGAUCGCUUGCAACAAAUAUCACCUGUCGAUCCGGCUGGCAUGUCAGUUGACAUUAGUUGUCCACCAGUUCAAGCGCAUGCUGUCUAUCCACCACGUUCGGGUCCACGACUACCACCCUGGGUGGCGUACGACAAAAAAGUGUUGGCCUUUAAGGCAUAUUUCAAGCAGACACUGCAGGAAAAUUUCCAUGCACCCUACAUGGUGCGUCAUGUGAAAAUUUUUUAUUAUCUAGAAGAUGGCACAUUGGAGAUAACAGAGCCCAAGGUGGAGAACUCUGGCAUUGUGCAGGGCUGUGUGCUGCAUAGACAGCGUGUGCCCAAGGCGCCACCUUGUGAUAAUGAGUUUUUGGCCAUGACCGAUCUUAAUGUGGAUCGCACGGUACAAAUAUUUGAUCGGAAUUAUCAUAUCGUAUGCUGCGAUCGUUUUACACGUGACUUUCUAAAUAAACGCGGCAUUAUAGUGCCGGAUCCGGUGGCGGCCGCAGUUGAUCCCGGGGAAGCUGCACGCAAACGUGGUCCCGCACGAGCCAGUGCGCCGCCGGAGAAACGUCAUCCGUUUGCACAAUUUCUAAAAUAUGAUCGUCAGAUACUUAAGUUUCAGGCGUAUUGGGAUGAUCGCACUGAAAUGGGUGAUGUGCGCAAGCUGGAGAUAUGUUACUAUCUGGCUGAUGAUACCAUUGAAGUAAAGGAGGCGCACAUACGCAACUCUGGACGCGAUGGGCCAUCGACGUUCCUCAAACGUGGCAAACUGCAGCGCGAAUUUGAUGGCAUGGAGCUGCCGGGCCAGCAAACACCCGUGACAUUGUUGAAUGUGUUGGGCUCGUCGCGCAAUGUGCGCUACUGCAUCGAUCCUUUGAAUCUGGGCAACAAAGAGAUCUUAUAUUAUAGUCAACGUGAUUUACAAAUCGGCAGCGUGAUUAAUGUAUACGGACGUGCAGUGGUUAUCACCGACAUGGAUCCCUUUACCAAGCAAUAUUAUCGUGAUGUCUUUGGCAUUGAGCAAUUCACGCCCAUAGCGGUGCCAACGCGCUCCGAUAUCUGCGCACCGUAUGAUAAAUCCGGACGCAUGUUGCCGCCGUACAAUGGCUGGGGCAGCUACGAGGACUCUGCCGGCAAUUGUGUGUCCAUUGUCAUCAAGCGACCCAAGUCCGACUUUCGUAAAUUUAUUAAAUUCGAUCGCUAUGUGCUGCGCUUUGGUGCCAAGAUGCUCUCCACCAUACGCGAGAACUGCGAUCGCAUAUUUGUCAUCAGCUAUUUCCUCAGCAAUGAUACGAUGCAGGUGCAGGAGAUCGCUGUGCGCAAUUCCGGCUUCCUGGGCGGUGAGUUUAUGAAGCGGAAUCGCGUGCUUAUGCCGGGACAGGAGAAGUUCAGCUGCAAGCAGCCUCAGUAUUAUAGGCCGUGCAAUCUGUUCAUUGGCUCCACAAUGAUUAUCAAAGAUUUCAUUUUCCAUUUGGUGUCGGCGGAUGAGUUCACGCUCAUGUAUAUGGAGCAUCAUCCGGAGCAGUUUCCGCAUACGAACAUUGAUGAGAUACUGGAGAAAGUGCGCAAGGCUGUGGAGCCGCGCAUGGCCGACUUUGUCACCAACUGUGUGCCCGACUGCACCGACCUGGAGAAGAAGAUGGAGAAGCGUGCCGUGUUUGUGUCGUUCGAGAGCUUGAAGGGUGCUCUGGUGGCCAUGAUGGGCAACAGCAUUAGCGACCAUGAGAUUAUAUCGCUGUGUCGUCGCUUCUCAGGCGAACAGGCGCCCGCCAAUGCCUGCGCUCGGGAUCGUGUGCGCGCUGCUGCGCAUCUGGAGAUUAAACGUGCGCUGUGGAAUGCUCGCGAUGAGCUUAUGGAGCACUUCCAUCAUAUUAAUCCAACGAAUAAGCCAUUCCUCUCCGAGGCUCUGGUGCGAUCCACGCUGCGUGGCAAUCGCAUGCCGUUCUCCUUGGAGCUCAUUGACAAUAUACUCUCCGUGCUGAAUCGCAACGAUUGCGAUGACAUCGAGGUCUGCGAUCUGAUGAACUUCAUUGAUGUCUCCUGCUUCAAAGGCUGCGACAUGCCGCCCAUUAACUAUGCCUUCGAGCUCUGCCCCAAGCUGCCCUUCAAUCACAAAGGACGCGUCGUGGACUUUGGCUGCUUCCUCAAUGCGCUCAACCUGCCGCUCAAUCUGCCCAGCAGCAAUACUCAGCCCACUCACAACAUUGGCGAUGCUCGGAUUAUGCCGCCCGCCUCCACCAUUGAGUGCUCCUAGACUCCACCCAGUUCCCGUUCAGUUGUAGUUUGUGUUUGCUGAAAUCUCUCGUUGUAUAUUUAACACCAACAGCUAUUGAAGAGUUCAGAUUAUUAUUUUUUAGUCGAAAUUACUUGUAGCAUCGAUUGGCGUUAUUAUUGCAAGCACACACAUUAAAUAGCAUAUUUAUGUUUAUAUGUGUAUUUUGAAAUAUUAACACAGCGAUGCCUACAAACAUGAUAUUCUAGGAUUGUCUACAACAUAUGCAUGCAUAAGGAAAAUUUCAAAUAAAAAAUAUACUUAGCGU
This is a messenger RNA of Drosophila busckii, 2700 nucleotides long. It is a transcript of the gene Efhc1.1, whose product is annotated as EF-hand domain-containing family member C2. Lineage: Eukaryota; Metazoa; Arthropoda; Insecta; Diptera; Drosophilidae. The transcript is spliced from 4 exons. The record is from RefSeq and is a predicted model, not a curated record. Gene Ontology annotation, cellular component: microtubule. The coding region runs from base 66 to 2414 and encodes 782 amino acids. Gene Ontology annotation, biological process: regulation of neuron projection development.